UUGGGACUUGUUGAGCAAACAACCUUAGUCGGUUGUUCAGUAAAUGUGUGGUGUUAAGGUGAAGCUAGCUCUUCUGGUUCUCGAGCUUCGUUAAGUUGCUUCUGACGCCUUCUCUCGUCGCCAACUUGGUUGCUUUGCGCGUUAAAAUUGUGCACUCUGUGGUGUAAACGGGAAGAAGGGGAACACAGAACAAUAAGGGUCCAGUUUCAAGAGAGAGAAGAAGGGCCAUUUCGUUGCUUGCAGCGUUUUCCAUCUUUUAACACCUCAUUUUCCUCAUGCGUGCAAGCCAUUCUAUAAUUUCAACCCACCCACAUUUCUUGGUUCUUAAUCGCUUUAAUUGCCUUUAAGAUUCUGCAUACCCUCCUCCAUCUCAACUUCAUUGCUUCAUCCUCUUCCUUUCCUCUCUCCCCACACACAACACAAAAAUAAAAAACCAACCUUUUGCUCCUUCGCCUUUCAUUGUCCUUGUCCCGGAUUCCUUUUCUUCAAUCGUUUUCAAAGGCCUCAACUUUUUCUAUAUCUCCAUUUGGAUCAUUUGAAUUAUAGCGGAAUGGGGAGUCACAUGAGCAAGAAGAUGCCUGAAACUUCUACUGUUGGCCUCGGCACCGAAUUGUUGCACUACAAAACUGAGCUGAGUUCUUAUGAGGCUGCUUGCAAGCUUGAUUCUGAUUUGCAGUUCUUUGACAUCACACUUCAAGCUAGAACAAAUGAGGUUAUCAAUACUCUUGCUGCUGGUGUUGAAGUUCGGGCCCUUUCAUUUGAGUCUCUAAAACAAGUCACAGAGUGCCUUCUGGAGAUGAACCAGGAAAUUGUGAAGGUAAUCUUGGACUGCAAGAAAGACAUAUGGAAAAGUCAAGAACUGUUUGAACUGGUUGAGGAAUACUUUGAGAACAGUCUGCAAACUUUGGACUUCUGCACUGCAUUGGAAAAGUGCCUCAAACGUUCUCGUGACAGUCAGCUGCUAAUCCUUGUGGCUCUUCAACAGUUUGAGGAGGAAACAGGAUUGGGUGACAACCGGUACGUGAGGACAUUGCAAGAAUUUAAGAAUUUCAAGGCAGCUGGUGACCCUUUCACCGAAGAAUUCUUCCAGAUAUUUCAAUCUGUUUACAAGCACCACAUACUCAUGUUUGAGAAGUUGCAACUCAGGAAGAACAAGCUUGAUAAGAAGCUCAAAUACAUCAAGUCUUGGAGGAAGGUUUCCAGUAUGAUCUUUGUGGCUACUUUUGCUGCAGUCUUGAUCUGCUCCGUUGUUGCAGCAGCUAUAGCAGCACCACCUGUUGCAGCUGCAAUAGCUGCAGCUACAUCGAUCCCGAUAGGAUCAAUGGGAAAGUGGAUGGACUCCCUCUGGAAGAACUAUGAAAAUGCAUUGAAGGGGCAGAAGGAAGUGAUUAGCUCAAUGCAGGCUGGAACCUAUGUUGCUAUAAAGGACUUGGACAGCAUUAGGGUUCUCAUUGACAGGCUAGAAAUUGAGAUUGAAUCUCUAUUGCGUAAUGUGAAUUUUGCCAUUGAAGAAGGAGCUGUGAAAGUUGCAAUAGAAGAAAUAAAAAAAAAGCUUGGAGUGUUCAUGAAGAAUGUUGAAGACUUGGGAGUUCAAGCUGAUAUGUGCAGCCGUGACAUUAGGAGGGCAAGGACAGUGGUCCUGCAGAGGAUCAUAAAGCAUCCCCACAACUAAAGACAGUCUCGUGUCAUGUCUAAUCUGCCAGUAGAAACUCUUAGAUGGAGAAUACACCUUCUCCUAUAAUAAAUUUUCUAGAUUCAUAGGUUCAUAUUAAAGGAAUAAUUACCUGGCAUAUUUGAUAUGCCUCAUUCUUGCAUCUAUUCUUUAAUUCAUGUCAUAAUAGUGCACUAAUGUACAUAUUUAUUCUUUGCUCAUUUUAUGACUUGAUUUGGA
Messenger RNA from Vigna angularis (adzuki bean), 1891 nucleotides. RefSeq names its product UPF0496 protein At4g34320. The transcript is spliced from 2 exons. NCBI's taxonomy places the organism in Eukaryota, Viridiplantae, Streptophyta, Magnoliopsida, Fabales, Fabaceae. The coding region runs from base 551 to 1672 and encodes 373 amino acids. The record is from RefSeq and is a predicted model, not a curated record.